Messenger RNA from Rubroshorea leprosula, 1245 nucleotides. The record is from the annotation of a GenBank genome assembly. NCBI's taxonomy places the organism in Eukaryota, Viridiplantae, Streptophyta, Magnoliopsida, Malvales, Dipterocarpaceae.
GCUCUUCUUUUUCUUCCCGCUGCAGCCCAAAAAAAAGAACCAAGCAAGCCGACGUACCAGCCUUUGAGAAACCGGUGAGGAAGCUUGGUUUUGGCCUUCUUUUCUUGUUCAAGAACAAGAUUGGAGCCUUGAAACCUUCCCCCCCUGCUGGAAAUUCCGGAUCUGCUCUGCUUCUUCCUUCCUCACCGCCGGCUGCUCUUGAUUGUGGGUGAUUUCUGGGCAUUUUUCCGCCCGUGAGUUUCCCUGCAGAGUGCCGCCGGCCUUCCCCCAACUGCAGUCCGGUUUUUGGUUGCUAAAUUCUGGUAUGGACAGCCCCUUUAAGCCUAAAAUUAUUCAUUAGCUGCUGAGUUGUCUAUGAAUUAUUGCUCUCCAUGUGCUGCCCGUGAGAAAUGGGGAUGAAUUUGACAGUAUUUAGACCAUGAUUUAGCUUAAUUCAUGUAGAAAAUUAGUUAAUUAGUUGCUGUGAUUUUUGGAGAGAAAAUCCUGUGAAAUUAGCUAGUGGUUUGGGCAAUUUUUGGAAGUUUGAGUUACUGUUCACGUAGUGGGUAUUUUGAUUAGGUUCCUGAUCGUUCUAUUAGUUUAAUACUGAGAUCAAGUCUUCGGUUUUAUGCGAGUGAGAUAAGUAAAUUUAUAGUAAUGCUCGUAUAGUUUUUAAAAGCAUGUUUUGAUUUGUUUUUGAAAUGGUGGUGGGACUAAACCGGUUUUAUGCAAAAGUAAGUAUGACUGAUUUAAAGCGAAAUUAUUAUUCUUUUUAUUGAAUUGAGUAUGCUUACUUGAAAUUUAAUUGAUUGUCCUGAUGAUUUGAAAUUGGUGAAUUAUGAUUUUUCUGUUAACUUUUGCCUGUUUUGUCUCCGAUGUGGUCAUGUUAUUAGUGACCCUGCUAGUGGGAGUUAAACGUUAGCACAUGUCGACAUGUUAGUGAUAGAACCGGUUCGUACGAGUGACCUUGCUAGUGGGGAUUAUACACUAGUAAAUCGUGUGCCUGCCAGUGGGAGAUUUAUAACACUGGUCGUGACCUAUAGAGGAGACGUCUAUUUCAUUCCCGUACUGUAUCUGUUUUUCGUGAUUAUAUUUGUUGGCAUGCUAUGAGUUUAAUUAAGGGCACUCCAUAUUUUACUUACUGAGUUUAUCUCAUAGUUUUCCUUAUUCACCAUUUCAGGAAGUGAAAUCAAGGACGAGGAAACCACGGGAAGUGACGAGUUAGAAGGCUAGCCAUUUCAAGAUUAAUAUAGAUUUUAGAUAUAA